Messenger RNA from Vespa crabro (European hornet), 4342 nucleotides. RefSeq names its product cell division cycle protein 23 homolog (gene Cdc23). The record is from RefSeq and is a predicted model, not a curated record. Bases 765 to 2498 code for a protein of 577 amino acids. NCBI's taxonomy places the organism in Eukaryota, Metazoa, Arthropoda, Insecta, Hymenoptera, Vespidae. The transcript has 8 exons. Gene Ontology annotation, molecular function: protein binding. Gene Ontology annotation, biological process: cell division. Gene Ontology annotation, cellular component: anaphase-promoting complex.
UAAAUGCUAAAUACUAAAUAUAUUUUUAAAUUUGGCUCGUAUGGAAAUGGUUAAGAAAUAAUUAUACUGUAGAUUGCUCUACAGGGACAUUACUCAAUCUAGGAAGAAUCAUCUUUCUUGAAUUUUUAAAAAAGGCUUUUUAAACAUUUUUUUUUGUGCAUGAAGUUUUGUGCAUUCUCGAGAAAUACUAUUCUUUAAUACGAUUUUUUUUUCAAAGAAAAUAAAGCUCUUUAGGUAUGUCCUAGAUUAAAUGAGACUUUAUUCAUAAAAAUUUUCUAUCGAGAAUUACGCGUGAUCUUACGGAUAGCCUAAAUCAUUAUAAAACCAGGGAUAGUGAACAGUUUUAAAUUCGUUUUAACUAUUCGUAUUAAGUUUAAGUAGAAACAGAAAAUAUAAAAAAUUCUUUUCGAUUAAUCUAUUCUUCAGAGAAAUGUAUAAUCUGACGUAUGAUUUCUUUUUGCUUUUGUCAUACAAUAUAUAUUAUAAUAUUUGUACUAUAUACAAAACAUCUCAUUCGUUACAAACUAACAAGAUUGUUAGAUUUUGCGUGAAAGUAAUAUAUUGUAAUAUGGGAAAGUUCGUACACGAUGCUGUAAACGGACAAUGUGAAGAGUGUUACUUUAUUGCAUUUGUAGUUCAUAUUUUGUCCAUAUCUGUCGCUGAAGUCGCAUACGUUAAAAACGAAAAGUGAUGAACGGGCUUUUAUUAUUCUAAAAUUGACUAUGAAUUAUCGUAUGUGAUGAUUUUGAGAAAAUUUAUUAUAAAUGGAUGAUCUCGUGAAAUUUAAUAUUAAAGAGGUUAAGUGUGACUUGUUACCUGCUAUAAAUGAAUGUACUCAACGUGGUUUAUUACAUACUACAAAAUGGCUGGCGGAAUUGAAUUAUUCUUUAAAAGAUGUCAAAUUAGAUCUACACGAUGUGACCACGGAUGAUAUUGGUUUGACGGAAUCGAGCGAGGAAGAUGACACGUAUAUCUUAGCUAAAACUUAUUUCGAUUUAAAAGAGUACGACCGGGCAGCCUAUUUUACAGAAAAAUGUACAACUUCGAAAGCCAGGUUUCUGUAUUUGUAUUCUCGUUACUUAUCAGGAGAAAAAAAGAAAAUAGAUGACAUGACGGAUAUACCACCAGACCCUAUGAGAAAUGACAGUUUAAAAUUACUCUGUGCUGAUUUAAGAAAAGAUCAUUUGGCCGGAAAAUUAGACGGCUUUUGUUUAUAUUUAUUUGGGGUGACUCUGAAAAAACUCCAGCUUACCAGAGAGGCAACCGAAGUUUUAGUUGAAUCGACUCACAAGCAGCCGAUGCACUGGGGUACUUGGUUGGAACUAGCUGCAUUAAUUACGGAUAGGGAAAAAUUAGAAAGUUUGCGACUUCCAAAUCACUGGAUGAAACACUUCUUUAUGGCUCACAUGUAUUUAGAGUUACAACUUAUUGACGAGGGUUUAGCUAUGUAUUGCGAAUUACAGUCAAUGGGUUUUGAAAAGAAUGCAUACGUACUUGCUCAAACUGCUAUUGCCGUUCAUUACAGGAGAGAUGUUGAUAAUGCUAUAAAAACAUUUAAACACAUAAUAAAAGAAGAUCCAUAUUGUCUCGAUAAUAUGGAUACAUAUUCAAAUUUACUUUAUGUAAAAGAAAUGAAAGUAGAAUUAGCAUAUUUAGCUCAUAGAGCCACAGAAAUAGAUAAAUAUCGAUUGGAAACGUGUUGUAUAGUGGGAAAUUAUUACAGUUUAAGAGCAGAUCAUCAAAAGGCAGUGAUGUAUUUCCAUAGAGCAUUGAAACUUAAUCCACAAUACCUAUCUGCUUGGACGUUACUCGGCCAUGAAUUUAUGGAGAUGAAAAAUACUAAUGGUGCGAUUCAUAGUUAUCGCCAAGCCAUCGAAGUUAAUAGAAGGGAUUAUAGAGCAUGGUAUGGUUUGGGUCAAACUUAUGAAAUUUUGAAGAUGCCUUCUUACGGUUUGUAUUAUUACAAACAGGCACAACUUUUGAGACCUCAUGAUAGUCGAAUGGUUCUUGCAUUGGGCGAGGCAUAUGAAAAACAAGAUAAAAUUCAAGAUGCGCUCAAGUGUUAUUACAAAGCGUGCAAUGUAGGGGAUAUCGAGGGAGUCGCUUUGAUAAAGUUAGCCAACCUUUAUGAAAAGUUGGGUGAACACGAUCAUGCGGCUGCAGCUUAUACAGAUUUUGUAAUGGACGAAUUUAGAAAUGCCGAUAGAACCGAAUUGAGUCACGCUUACAAGUAUCUAACGCAAUAUCACCUGAAACGAGAACAAUUGGAUCGGGCAAACCAUUAUGCACAGAAAUGUCUACAAUUCGAUGAAACUAAAGAAGAAGCUAAGGGACUUUUAAGAACGAUUGCACAGAAAAGAGCGAAAGUUGAAGAGAGUUCAAUGGUGGUAGAAGACAUGAAUGAGACGGAUCCGGUAAUCGAACAAGGCGCUAGGACAGAUGCUACACCGGGAAAUCAAUUGUCACCAAUGAAUUUAUCCUUCACACCUACUCCAUAGUUUUUCAGUUUCAGGCCGAAUAAUUUCCAUCGUCUUCCCAUGUUUUUCCAUCCUGUUAGAUCAUCCCUAAUCUCAUUAUAGCAAGCCAGUAUCGUCCCUAUGAUUCUCGUUAUCUCUAAUGUUUCUUCAACUAUCAAGGAGGAAAAGCUUAUUCUAAAACUGGUCAUGCAGGAAGAUGGAGGUAGAUAUAAAGAAUUCCUCAGGCGAAUCAUUUGCUUUUUGUUCAUCGAAUUUUUCUAUUCAUUAUUUGAUAGUCGGAAAUCUUUACAUUAUUGACAAUGGAUAUUCUCCAAAUCUUCAGGCCACGAUCUAUUUCCAAAGUUUCAGAAAUUGUUAUUUCUCCCAUCUUUCACAGUUUUCUUUCUCUCCGAUCGUUUCUUUCCCAACAUUUUAUUUGUAUCUCAUAUCUUUCAUUAAUAGGUAAACUUUUCAUUGCGAAUAUACAACGAUCCAAUAAAUCUAGCAUGUUUUUUUUGUGUCAUCAAGUGUGAAGGAAUUAUUAUUCGCAUUGUUGAACGAUGAUUGUGCCGAGGCCGGUAUGGCUUUACAAUAAAACUUUGACGUUUCUCUCUUUUCUUGUUGCAGUGGUGAUCGGAUUACCAGGGAAGAAUUAUUGUCGGCACUCGUUGUAGUGCUCGUUUUUCGAUAAUAGACAUUAAUUCCAAAUUAGAAAAAUGUUUAAAUUAAUAUAUAGAAUGUGUCUCGUAGCUUCGGGGAUCGGCGGUGAAUUGUGUGCAUGAAAACAACAACAAUAAAAAUUCAUCAUUCGCGAGAAUAUUAAAUAAGGUUUCCGAAAAAUCCUUAUAAUACUUAGAAAAAAGGAGAAAUUUGCUAUAACUCGAAAAAAAAAUGUUAAAUGAAGCAUACGUUUACAGGAGCUUUUUGUAUUAUUUUAGUAUACAGAAUUCACCGCUGAAGUAAUUUCUCGAAGCUAAGGGAUAACUUGUAUUUAAAUGGAUUAGAAUUUUUUUUAUUUACAAAGGGUGCUUCGAUCACUGGGCGCCCGAGAUUUUUUCGAGAAAUAACUUUUUUUCUGAAUACUUUAUUCACUUCGCAUCGACAUUACUAUUUUCGUUUUCAUUUUUUCUCAUUAAAAUUAGUUAUGUGCACGUUAGAAGUAAAAACGCGUAUUCGGUGUUACGACAAAUGAGAAAUAGCAAGAAAUAUCUUCGUGCAUUCCUUAUAUAGUAGUACUACACCAUACUGCUACUUAUUAAGGGGAGAAUUUUGAAUAAAGAAUCUUCGAUAAUAAACAUAUCCUUCGAUUUUGAGAAGGAAUGAAUAUAAUUCGGAAUAACCGGAUAUAUUAUAAAUCUUAGAAAGACUUUUUUAUACAACACUUGUACGCUAUAAAUUAUCUUUGGAUCAAUUAUCUUCGAAUGUUGUAUUUUUAUUUCUAUUUGGAUUUCUUCCAAGAUGAUAAAUUUCAUGCAUAAUAUUGUCAUUUUAGCUGCAUUAAUGGUGCACUUUUAAGUUGCACUUUUAAAUUAUCAAGAGAAUUUCUCUUUUCAUAAUACAUUAUUGAAGUAUUAUUUUAUAAGUGCGAUGUUUGUAUUUAUGUUAUAUAGUUAUACAUUACGCUUAACUAUACUUAAUUGAUAAAAUGAAAUGAAACUUAAAAAGUAUAUAAGUUGGAACAUUAUAAAAGAAAAAUUCGUUGAAACGUUUGACUUUCAUUAUGCGCCAUUAAUGUACCUAAGGUAUGACAAUAACAUCUGUUUUAUAUUAUUUAUUGCUUAUUCCUUUAAUAAAUUUUUAAAUAUUACUAUACAUUCGAAAAAUGUUGAAAAAUAUGUUGAAAAAUUGGCUUUCGACAUUUAAGUUCUACAUACAUAAUAGAAUAC